ACCAUCAGCUCUUAGCUAAGCACCUCAUAUUUGUCUCCUCCAUUUCCACCCCCUUUAAUUUCUUCCCCCAAAUUAAGAACACACAGAAAAAGAGAGAGUGAUCGUAUAUUCGUAUGUGAAAGGGUACAUCGUACAUGGUAAGUAACAUGGAGCAAAGUGGGAACAUGAUAGCGCCGUUUGUGAUGAAAACGUAUCAGAUGGUGAGUGAUCCAUCAACAGAUGAUCUAAUCAGUUGGGGAAGAGCUAACAAUAGUUUUCUUGUGGUGGAACCUCUUGAGUUUUCGCAGCGGAUUCUUCCCUCAUUUUUCAAGCACAACAAUUUCUCUAGCUUUGUUCGACAGCUUAACACCUAUGGAUUUAGAAAGGUAGACACAGAUAGGUGGGAAUUUGCAAACGAGUGGUUCUUGCGAGGGCAAAAGCACCUUCUAAGGAACAUUGCACGCAAGAAGCAUACAAAUCGGCCCCAAUAUCCCCACCAUCAAGACACCGAUGAUCACGAGUUAUUAGUUGAAAUUCAACGGCUGAGGGAUGAGCAAAGAACGUUAGAUAAUGAGCUUAUAGGGAUGAAUCGACGGUUGGAAGCAACCGAGAGGCGCCCCCAACAAAUGAUGGCCUUCUUAUGUAAAUUCGUAGAGAAUCCUGAUAUAUUGCCACGUGUCAUGGCGGAGCGAGACCGCGCCAAACACUUAUGCGGUGGUAGUGAUGAGGCACCCGCCAGCCCUGAAAAGCGGAGGCGACUCGUGAUGAAGUCGUCCUCCACGUCGUCUUCCGGCAUGGGCCACUCAUAUAGCGAGGAGGACGAGGACAACAACACCUUUGGAGCGAUUUCACGGUCACAUAAAAAUUACGAGGUCGAUGAAUUCCCUCACUCUCCCUCGUCACCUUACACAUGUAAUAGUCCUAUGUUUUUAAAUAGGUUACCAUCUAGCAAUAAUGGACAAUAUAAUUGUGUUAGUGUUACUUCUAACCCAUUACCUAUGGAUUUGGGUCCAAAUCUUGACCAUUUACAAAUGGGUAUGGACAACAAUAUAUAUUUUGGACAUCAUCCUAAUUAUAUGUCCUUGAAAGAGGAAAAUCCACCAUAUCCAUUUUCACUUUUAGAUGGGAGCUUUUAGGUCCUUACUAGAUUCUAUUGUACUAAAUUUGGUAUCUCAUAUCACCAUUUUUAAAUUUUAUUUUGUUUUCUCUCUUUUGGUUGGGUAAUUGUUUGUGUAUUUUGUAUAGGUUAUGAUACGCGGUACGUGUAAGGUUUUUAUUAGUCAAAAUGUUGACAUUAAUUUGUUAAAAUAGGGUCAUUAUUAUGUAUAAGUUGAUAAGGUAGAGAGAAAUAGUGUUCAUAAUGAUUAGUGAUUGAUAAUGAUUUUAUUGGCUACAAGCUUUAUUAUUUUGUA
Messenger RNA from Spinacia oleracea (spinach), 1391 nucleotides. Its product is annotated as heat stress transcription factor C-1. NCBI's taxonomy places the organism in Eukaryota, Viridiplantae, Streptophyta, Magnoliopsida, Caryophyllales, Amaranthaceae. Gene Ontology annotation, cellular component: nucleus. Gene Ontology annotation, molecular function: RNA polymerase II cis-regulatory region sequence-specific DNA binding; DNA-binding transcription factor activity. Gene Ontology annotation, biological process: regulation of transcription by RNA polymerase II; cellular response to heat. The record is from RefSeq and is a predicted model, not a curated record. Bases 135 to 1115 code for a protein of 326 amino acids. The transcript has 2 exons.